Stegostoma tigrinum is the source of this 5768-nucleotide messenger RNA. RefSeq lists its product as uncharacterized. Bases 619 to 1080 code for a protein of 153 amino acids. The record is from RefSeq and is a predicted model, not a curated record. The transcript has 3 exons. NCBI's taxonomy places the organism in Eukaryota, Metazoa, Chordata, Chondrichthyes, Orectolobiformes, Stegostomatidae.
GUACCGCUGGAAAUUGGAUGAGGCGAAUAAGGCAAUAGAAUCCAUCUGCCUCUGCAGUCGUCUGUGUAUAUUUUCUGCUUCAAUCCUCCCUCCCCCUGGAGUUAAUAGGAUAUUUUAAAUAUAUAUAUAGUAAGCGAAAUUUGGGGGGAAAACUGCAAAGGACGGACAAUGUUUGGAAUAAAUGGGAAAUAGCAAGUAACUGGAUGAGAUCAGUGAUAUUUUUGGUUGUCUAAGAGGAUACGUACUUCCGGUUAUUGGGGCUGUGCUGUUCACAUUGUUUCACUGAACUGCCUUAAUAUUAUUUCGUUAUUUGAGCUCUUAGCUUCCGGAACAGCAGGACUCGUAACUCAGUCAAGAUCAGCCAAACGUUACUUUGCUGCCCUUUCCGGGGUAGGCUGUGAAUUUUUCUGUUGUCGUUUCCUGGCCGUUAUCUUUGUCAUAAGCACACGUUUGGACUUCUGAGAGCGCCGUGAUAAAAGUGAUGAAGUGAUUGCAGAGACUGGGCUGUAACUCUGAAGCGGACAUUAAUUGAUCUGGUGCGACUGGUGUCAUAACGACAGUGUGAGGGAGCUCGACUGAUCAGCAGCCUUGAGAAACGCAUACUUUUCUGCCCAACAAAUGAGUGCCAGGAUACACAAAGAUUUGUCGCUUUCUUUGUCCUCUUGCAGUGGAAACAGGAACUUUUCUCAGAGCAAUGGCACCUGCGUGACCGAGGUGGGAAAGUUAAUGUACUCUUUCUCCGCCACAGUGGUUCUUAUCGUGUUGGUGACGCUGAUCGUCGGCGUGAUCGCCGUCUCCCUGAUCACCUUUCACUUCCACAAAAGCAAAAUGAAGAAGCGGAAGAUGCAGAGGGCUCAGGAGGAAUAUGAGCGCGACCACUGCAGCCCCGAGGCGCUGAAUUGUUCCUCGCCCGAGGCAGUGGGGGUGACGGGGAGCCCAGCUUACCAGGCGGCUACUGCCUCCCGGUGCCCCCCACACACAGUGGACUCCUCAAGCCGCCCGGAUCGAGAAGAAUCCGAAUCGGACCUUCACUGUACGGACACUGCAAGGAACCCAGAGUUCCAAUCCGUGCUUUUGUAAUGAACUACCGCCUGACUGCAGAUAACAACAGACCAUUGUGAUAGAUACUUGAACAUUACAUAGUUUCAAGAAAACAGAGGGGAGGGGGAGGCGAGGACAGGCACGGCGCAUGGCAAAUCACAUUAAGCCCGAAAUCUUAUUUCUUGAAAUUAAGUAUUUGUGUUUAUAACGACGACGCAUAUAUAGCGGAAAUGUAUGUCAGAGUUUUCCGGAUUUCCAAUUAGAUGUAUAUUUCGUAAUUUGAUCGUCCAUAUGUCAAGUCCGAGGUUUCACAUGGAUGUGUAAAGUGUAAACGAGUGAAGGAGAUCAACAGAGGGACGUUGGAGCAACACUCAUUCUGGGCAUUGGAUACACCUGAGAGAGCCGCGGACUCAAUUGCAACCGGACCGAGACGCUGUCCAACAAUCAUAAUACAUUUGUAUAAAUAAAGGCAACCAUCAGACUUUCCAGCUAAGUUAUUUAGAUUCCUAGAUGUUACCACCUUCGGUCCGUUUGUAAAUGUAGCUUUGAAUUCAGUGUGACGAAGACUGGGCACAGUGAACCGCUACUCUUACGAAACAGCCCCACAAAACAGAAGAAGAUGGUUUGAGUUAACUAGCGUUAUGAUCGAGGCUGUCUCAUCCAGAUUUGUAAGAUCCAAAACUGACAUUACUAACAUCAACUUUGUUUCAAAUUUCAACAUAUUGUAUGUAUGAUCAUUCUCCGUUUUUCAGGGGUUUCCCCCCCUCUAAGUGGAUUUGAACUGGACUUGCCUUCCAUUUCACAGAUUUUAUUAACGUGGGUUUGAUCAACAAUCUGAAGUGUCAAAUGAUAUGCCUUACAGUAUAAGUAAUAGGAAUCUAAUACUGUCAUAGAAACUAUGAAAAAGACACACAGGCACUAACCAGAGAUAGGGCUUUGUUAAUUAAUCGAUAGCAGCGCUUUAGAUAUUUUUAAAAAAAACUUCUUAAAAGUUUUAGGUCCGUUCUUGAGAUAGUCAGUACAACAUUAUUGAGAAUAUGAGUUUCAUUGUAAUCGAGCAGUUUGGUUAAAUCCUUUAGCAGCGUUUUGUUGAAGUAUUCAUAUAGUCUGGCGUCUUUAUGUCAGUAACUGGUUCCCAGAAGGUGAAAUAUUAACGUGGAAGUAACAACGAAACCUGUCUCUUUAGCUGUUCAUGACCAUCGUACUUUUCUAGGAGUUGCGGGCCUGGUUUCCAAAAUAUUAUUUCGAGUCACGUGAAACAUGUAGGAACCCAAGUUUUAUGGUUGCUUUUUGGAACCUUGCCCCGUGUCCUGCCUUUGCUAAACGUGUGGCAAUCGAUUGAAUCUGAUGCAAUUGAGGUGGCAUUUUGAUUAUUUUAAAGUGAUGGUAGUUUAAUUCCUCAAGCUAAUGUACAGAUUUGUACAAUAACACUACAUUGAAACUACUGACUUUAAGUAAAUCGUUUAUAAUCGAGAAUGAGGAAGGGCGGUCUUUCUAAACGUUAUCAUUUCUACCAUGUUGUAGGUUUCGACAGGAAUCAGUGUCUAUCCAUGUACAAGUGCAAGUCUAUUCAAUUGACGCCUCCCUUUAAUAUGGAAAGAAAAUGACGGCAAUGACUAGGGAGCAUCUAUCCCUGAAACCACAACCUUAUUCUUUCGGUCCACAGUUGCCGCCAGACCUGCUGAGUAUUCCCAGCAUUUUCUAUUUUAAAUUACAGAUUUCCAACACCUGCAGUGUUUCAAUACUAAUAUUUUAAAAUGGGGCUGUCCGCCGUCUGUAGUGCUGAAAAGAGCAUUCCUUAGAGACGGUUGUCUGUAUGAUUGGAUCUGAACAAAACAUCAAAUAUUGGCCAGUUCUGUUCCCGCCAGACUCCCAGCUGCCACAAUGUUACUAAACUCAUCGUCACAAUUAACUGCUCUAGAGAACUUUUUUUAUUAAUAGUUCGCUAUCCGAAUCAUAUAAACGCCGAAGCUCAUUGAAUAUCACAUCCAAUAAAGUUAUUCAUUGGGAUCAACACGUUUUCAUUCCAAAGAAGUUUCUCUGUCGCUGAAAUAUUUUGGUUUGGUUUGCCAUUAAUUCUGGGGUGUAGUAUUUGAUUAGAGAGAAUGUAGCUGUGAUAAGCCUGAUACCAGAUGUGUCCAAUCAACAUCCUACUUGCAAAAUACAUGUUUACAAUUUAGUUUAGACUAACAGCACUGUGUAUUUGAUUAUUUCUUUGAACUAACUCGAAGUAUUGCAAUACUAGACUGAAUUAUUACAAUCAGCGCUCAAAGAUAAAAGUUUGACUCUCCAGAGAAAUACUGUAAUCUGGGUUGCCAAAAACCGUUGGGUCUUGUGGUUUUAAGCAUUUCUGGACACAGCUUACCUGCACAAUUUAUAUAUCUAUUGAUGUCUGUUCGUUAAAUAGAUUUCUAUUUUAGAAUGCUAAAGCAGUUCAACAUAUAUUUACAAACUUGCUUAUAAGCAAAUGGCACCAAUUGUAAUGCUAGAAUUGGCAAGUAUGAAAAUAGUUUAUUUGAUUUUGCCGAACUACAAUUAUAGCAUGUAUCUGAACGAUGUAAAGUCCUUAACUUGCAAUCGCGUUUCGAUUUUAUCACACCUCCAAAAGUGUACUCAUUGAAAAAGAUUAAUUAAUGCUUUAACAACAGUCUCCAUGAGAAAGGGGGAAGAGGAAGAUCAGUAUAUGUACUUUUUUUUAUUCUCUGGUGCAGUUGGUUGGACUUGUUUGAAACAGACCACCAAAAAUAUUAUGGGUGGAAGAGAAAUGGCAUCCAACAUGUUUUGCAUUACUGAUGAUAUACUUAAUUUUUGUAAAUGAAGCCAGUGAUUGAAAGUGCAUAAUACAAUGAUCAUUGAAAGCUUUGUCGGAGACUGAACAGCAUUUGUGAUACAAUAUAACAGGCAUCAUUCCGGUAGUUCGAAAAAUAAUCGCCGGUCGAUUGCAAACAAAAGAAAUUCUCGGCAAGGAGAACUAAACUACAGUGAAUAUUCUGUGUUAGGGCGGCAUGAGCAUCAACAAUUGCCAUCGUUUGGGGUAAUGAAGGCAGGACACCAGCUUUUGUGUUGGUAGCGUGAGGAUGCGGUUCUAGCUGAUUUGCCCCGAGGAACCGUUCGCUUGACAUCUAGCUCGUUUUUAUAACUGAGCUCACUGAGGCCCGUCAAGUCGGUCAUUGUUUCUUUCGGCCACAGAAGAGUCUUAAACAGGGCCAUAUGUCAAUUCUUCUUUGGUUUAUUCUGACCAGGUUUGUAUUCACAGCACCGAGACUGCUAGAAGAUGGUAUGAGACUAUCCUUCGUGCUAAAAGAACGGCCCACUUUCACUGUUAGAAGAUAGUAAGUCCUUAGAGAGGCUUCGCAGUUCACUGUUUAUCAUUUUCAAAUACUUCUCCAUUUCCUUUUAUGGAUUCACUUUCACCACCACCUCUGGUCGGGUAUCCCGUACUCAACAAAUGUUAAUACUUACUACAUUUUUCACUCAAUGCAGAUCUAAAGGUUCCCGACUCGUGAGAUGCUCGAGUUAACAAGUUCUGGAGAACUAUACAGGCAGCGCCAGUUAGCUUUUUCAUUGACUUGACCCUGUCACUGCUUAGACUAGAGCUUACACAAUAAGAAAAGAUCAUGGUCCGAAUCGCAUUCAAUAGAAAUUCUGGACCGAAGAGUAGCCUGUAUCCCUCAUAAAUAACACCCAGCACCCACAAGGCAGCGGCCAGCUGUGGUUCGCUGUUUAGGUUGGGUGCAAGAUUUUUCUUUUUAUCGUGAAGGACUCAGAGGGGCAACUAUUCUCAAAAAGUGAAUGCUUGGGUUUGUACAAUGAUUACAAAGUUACAGCAGAGCACUGGAAGGUCAAACUCACUGAAACUCUGUGCUCCCUUGUCUCCUUUCUUUGCAAUAGGUAUCUGCGAGUGCACUAUUUACACAUCUCAUCGACCAAGUAAAUCAUGUGUGCCGCUCAUCAAACUUCCUCCUCCAAACCAUAGUCAUUCAAGGCUUUUCAAGACUGCUCUCCCAAUUUCUAGAACGCAUCAUUAACCUCGUCAUCUCACUCGACAGGUGAUACUGCUGCAGCGCCCAGUGGAGAUUGGGAAAAGGUCACUGGAUUAUUAUUAAUAGUGAGGCCACGUUUCAACUCUAUUAGCGACACCGGUAUAAAAGCAAAAUACUACGGAUGCUGGAAAUCUGGAGAAACUCAGCAGUUCAGGCAGGUUCUGCGGCUAGAGAAACAGAGCGAAUGUUUCGAGCCCAGUAUAACUCUUCUCCCGAACUGAGGGUUCCCGAUCUCCAGCUCUGGUUGACGUGACAUGCCAGGCAUUGCCAACAUGAAAAAUAGUAAGCAAUAAAAUUAUCGUGUGAACAGGCAAAGGGAUGUAUUCAAAAUAUGUGGCAGGAAAUUCUAUUUGUAAUUUUCACAGAUUCAGUGUUGCAUCUAGUUUUAUAAGAGAACUCUUAAAGCAGCGUUUAAAAAAAGCCCCGUCAGAAUAACAUUUCAAUCAAAAGUUCAGUUUUUUUGUUAUGAAACUUGAAAGCUCUCAGAAAAGAUUUAUAAGAAUGUUGCCAGAGAUGGUGCGUUUGACCCAUAGGGAGAGGCCGGGGGCUAUUUUCCCUGGAACGGCGGAUUCUGAGGGGUAACCUUAUAAAGGUUUAUAAAAUUACGAAGGGGCAUGGAUAGGGUGAAUAGCCGAGGUCUUUUUCCCGGGGUGGGAAAAUCUAAAACUAGGGGGUUAAAAUUGU